Molecule: messenger RNA, 2303 nt
Organism: Drosophila ficusphila
Lineage: Eukaryota; Metazoa; Arthropoda; Insecta; Diptera; Drosophilidae
Gene: Rsph4a
Product: radial spoke head protein 4 homolog A
Exons: 4
Coding region: 96-2234 (712 amino acids)
Biological process (GO): cilium assembly; cilium movement involved in cell motility; axoneme assembly
Cellular component (GO): axoneme; radial spoke
Source: RefSeq, a predicted model, not a curated record
UUGAAUAUUUUGUCAAACAGAAUUUUAACGUUCUCCCAGAUCAAAUAACACAUAUUUUUAGCGUUUAUCAACUAGAGUUUCACUAUUAUAUUACAAUGGAUAAAGAUUCUUGCCAAAAUUUCUCAUUGGACUCCACGUCCAGUUCCCAAUUUGCACUUCCGCCUGUUUGCAAUCCCAAAAAGAAGAGGCCGGAAAAACAAAAGCCCGAGACAGUUGCUGAGGAGAGUUCUCCCCAGUGCUCCAACGUAAUCACAUCGUCGUCCUCUUCCUCGACGACCACCAUAUCGAUAGGGGCCUUCGACUCGCAAUGCAACCUCCACAAUCCACCAGUUCCCGAUGCCCCCAAUAUUGGCUAUGAACUGAACGUGGCCAAGUCAAUUCUUCAGAAGUACAGCACUCUCAGUGGCGACAAUUUAUACGACCACUUGAGUGACAUUAUAAAACGGGUGAUAGACGAGCGUCCUCCCAAUGUAAUAGACUUCUUCGAGGAAUUCAGCAGGAAUGUUCGUGAGCAGAAGUUCCAUUUGCCAGAGCGUUUUCCUCCAAGCGGAGUGUUCGACGAAGUUCGUACUUUCCGGGUGGCCAAGCGGAUUCUCCAGUCCAUGAAGCUGCCGUAUAUAAUCGAAGGUGAGGACCUGGUGGGCGAGGAUAUGUCCGUAGAGGAUACAAAGACAAACGAGGAACUGCGCAUUGUUAUCGACGACUCCAUGCGGUACUUCGUCACCUUCAACGAACGAGUCCAGCAGCUGCAGUUCUACUGGACGCAGUGUGGAUUCAGCAUCUGCAACGACGACAUCUUCCAGCUGGCCAGCGCCAUGAACCGCCUGCAGACCCAUCCCUCGAUCAUGCAGUGCAGGUUCUGGGGCUGUAUCAACGGGCUGAAGGCCUCCUAUUACAUAGUCGAGGCCUCACUGACCCGCGAGGAGAUUGCCUCCCGGUUGGUUAUGAUGCAGGACGAGAUGAGGGAGAAGCAGACUCCCCUGAAGAUGCGCAAGGACAGGGAGGACAAGCCCCUGCCUGCGCACAUCGGUCCGGAACUCACGCCGGGAAUCUACGGCUGGGAGGAGUACCCGCCCGAGGAACUGGAGAAGAUGAGACCCAAGGCUGUUCCCGUUCCCCUGGUCGAGGAAGCGGAGUUCUACGACAUUCCCCCAGAACUGAUUGGGCUCGGCUGCAACAGGUACUCCUACUUCGUGGUGAACUCUCUUUUCGACGACUGGAUCGAGUUGCCAAUAGUGACACCCAGGCAGAUCGCCGUCUCACGGCAGAUAAAAAAAUUCCUCACUGGCGACCUAGAGGCAGAUGUUGUCUCGUACCCCUGUUUUCCCGGCAAAGAAAAGCACUACCUGAGGGCUUUGAUAGGUCGCAUUACGGCCAGCACUUAUAUUGCCCCCGUGGGUUACUACCGACGGAUGACCAAGAAGGAGAAGCGACUGUUCGACGGCGAGGAUGAAGGCGAGGGCGAAGAGGAGGAAGAGGAAGAAGAGGAGGAGGAGCUCAACGAAGGCGAGGAGGAGCAAAUAGAAGAUAACGACGUAAUGCUGUUGAAGAACGAGAAGUACGAGGAGGAACCGCUAGGAUCUCUGGCCACUCCGGUGGCCUGGGUCCACGUACGAUCUAACAUCCUUAAUCAAGGGCGGGUAGUUUGGUACGAUGAGGAAAAGGCUCGAAAGGAGCGGGAGAAAGCCCUCGCCCUCUACCUGAAAAUGCAGUUGAUGGGCGAAAUGGAGGAUGAACUGGAGGAAGAGGAGGAAGAGGAGGACGAUGAGGAGGAGGGCGAGGAGGAGGGUAUGAUAGAGGGCUUCAAUCAGCCCGAAAUCGGACCCAGUAUCCUUUCCUCCUGUGCCAACGAUAUGUACGCCGAGGUUCCAGUUCCCUGGUUGGUACGGCUGACCAGCAAGUACACCAACCAAAAGGAGCGGAUGCUCCUCAUGCAGUCAAACAUCUGGCCUGGCGCCUUUACCUUCAUCUUUGAGAAGACGUGCGAGUCUAUAUACUUGGGCUGGGGCCAUAAGUACUUCGCCCGAAACAUUCCUUUCAAGCACUUGCCGAUAAUCCAGGAGGAGUACCCCCACGAGCAGGAGGACUUCAUUGAGGCCAGUGAUCCCACGGUUGAGGAGGAGGAGGCCUACAAGGCGUGGCUUCUGAGAAAGCAGCAGAAGGCCGCCUACGUCGCAGAAGACAUCGAGGAUUACGACGAUGACGAGUUCGCCGAUCAGUACGACGAUGAUUAGAAAAAUCCUGUUAAAUUUUGUGUUUGUCUUUACAUUUCAAUUCUGCAAUAAAAUGGAUUUGCAGUCCAA